ACGCCGCCGCCACGUACGCAGCAGCGCGCAUGCGCUAUGAAACUAGCGGUGGAACGCCGACCCAGGGAGAGCCAGCAUGGCGGCGGAGCGCAAGACUAAGUUGUCCAAGAACCUUCUGCGCAUGAAGUUCAUGCAAAGGGGACUGGACUCAGAAACCAAGAAACAACUAGAAGAGGAAGAAAAGAAAAUCAUUAGUGAAGAGCACUGGUACUUGGAUUUGCCAGAGCUUAAAGAGAAAGAGAGUUUCAUAAUAGAAGAGCAGAGUUUCUUGUUAUGUGAAGAUCUUCUCUAUGGAAGAAUGUCAUUCAGAGGAUUUAAUCCUGAGGUUGAGAAAUUAAUGCUUCAGAUGAAUGCUAAGAACAAAGCAGAGGAAGUUGAAGAUGAAACAGUGGAGCUUGACGUGUCAGAUGAAGAAAUGGCUAGAAGAUAUGAGACCUUGGUGGGGACAAUUGGGAAAAAGUUCACCAGAAAAAGAGACCGUGCCAAUUAUGAAGAAGAUGAAAACGGAGACAUAAAACCAGUUACAGCAAAGAAGAUGUUCUUAAAGCCCCAAGAUUAAAAUGGGUGCCUUACAGUGUGGCUCAGGGACUCUUUGUGAGAGUUAGCACAUUUUGAAAUGCCUUCUGAUGCUUUCUCUAUAGUUGCUAAUAUUAUAAUGUUUAUUUGUACAGAAAUGUAUAAUAUUGGAAACAUGCUGUUUUGAAACAGACAUGUAAUGGAUGUUAUACAUCCUUUACUUUAGUAUUCAUCAAGAAUGGGUUUUUAGCCCUGAUCUUCAAAUGCAGAUAGGCACCUGGUUGCUCCCUCAAGAUUUUUUUAUCUCAGAUUUUUUUUAAUAGAGCUCUGCAGUCACUAACCUUGAAUUGAUGCAUAAAUAUGAAGAGCUAUUAUUUAAGUUGCCCUUAUGUGUAUAGUUUAUUUUUAAUUAUUUAUCAUGUCUAGCCAAUUUAUACAUAUGUUUGGGAAGAAAAUGUCACAAGAAUUACAUGUAAAUUCAUCAAGAACAAACAUGCCUGUCCAGCCUGAAGUAUUAGCAUGCUAGCAAGUCAUUGUCCAUUGUGGAAUUAGGGCUUUUUGUUUAAAGACUUUAAUUUUGUUUUAAUUUCCUUAAUAAACAUGUUUUCAUAUACUUUUCCUAUUCUCUUUUACUUUAAAAUAACAAUUCUACUCUAAUUCAGUUUUGGAACUCUUACCCAAAUAGUAACUUUUAAAAACCCAGCCAUUAAUUUAGAAUAUUGUGAUAUAAUUGGUUGAAACAUAAGAAAUUAUCUCUUGUGGGUCAAAACAACCAACCAUCAGUGUCUUCUGGUACAGCCCCGUAGGGCACACCUAGGCCCACCAUCUAGUCUGAACCUUGGUCUAAAUAGUGCAGAAGUGUGUAUAUGUGUGUCUGUCUGGGGAAAGUACCUAGAACUUCUAAAAAUAAUGAUUUUGUUUAAUUUGUUCUAGCAACUAUAUGAUGUGCAUGUCUCCUUUCUCUCUGAAUCUCCAUAGAUUUUGAUUGCUCUGUGACCUCAGCUCUUUGGUGAGUUAAUGGGAAAAAUUGUGAAUUUGACGUUAAUCUGGCACUUAUCUUCGUGAAGGUAGGAGCAGUUGAUCUUCCAGUUCUGCAUCCUGGGACAGGAGCCCCAGUUCUUCCCAGAGCGUUACCAGCACUGCAGUCCAUAGAUUUGUGGUAUGGCUGUCCACCCUCACACUCUGCACAACAAUACUUCUGGUAGGAAAACCUAUUUCACAGUAAAAGAAGUGGGGUGGUGGGCUUGUGGCUCUGGAAUUCACUGCUCUUAGCCCAUCACCCAGGAUUAUCAGACAAAAUAGAAUGGUGGAA
Molecule: messenger RNA, 1828 nt
Organism: Manis pentadactyla (Chinese pangolin)
Lineage: Eukaryota; Metazoa; Chordata; Mammalia; Pholidota; Manidae
Gene: MPHOSPH6
Product: M-phase phosphoprotein 6
Exons: 5
Coding region: 77-559 (160 amino acids)
Biological process (GO): maturation of 5.8S rRNA
Source: RefSeq, a predicted model, not a curated record